GGGACAGCACCUUGAUAACAUAACAGAUGCUUCUAGAUCUCAGAAGUCCACAGGCACAGAAGGGUCUUCAGUGACAUCUGGAUGUCAAGAGCAUCUAGCCAAUGGCAGGGCCAAAGAACGGCACAGCAGUAACGAGGUUCAUCCUUUUGGGAUUCUCAGACUAUCCAAGGCUCAGUGUUAUCCUCUUUCUGAUAUUCCUGGUGAUGUACCUUGUGACUUUAGCCUGGAACCUGAGCCUCAUCACCCUGAUCAAGGUUGACUCCCAUCUCCACACACCCAUGUACUUCUUCCUCAGCAACCUGUCCUUUCUUGACAUCUGCUAUGUUUCCUCCACAGUCCCCAAGAUGCUCUCAGACUUCUUCAAGGAGAAGAAGACCAUCUCCUUUGGGGGCUGUACUGCUCAGUACUUCAUUUUUUCUGGCAUGGGACUGACUGAAUGUUGCCUCCUGGCUGCCAUGGCAUAUGAUCGUUAUGCCGCUAUCUGCAACCCACUGCUCUACACAUCGAUCAUGUCUCCUACCCUCUGCGUGUGGAUGGUGGCUGGAUCAUAUAUGUGUGGAUUCUCUGGUUCCUUCAUCCAGCUGUGUUCAUUACUUCAACUCUAUUUCUGUGGGCCAGAUGUGAUUAAUCAUUUUUUCUGUGAUCUGCCUCAGCUGCUGGUCCUGUCCUGUUCUGAUACCUUGGCCCUACAGAUACUCAAGUUUGUGAUGGCAGUGGUCUUUGGGGUACUAUCUGUCCUCAUCAUUAUGGUUUCUUAUGGUCAUAUUGUUGAGGCCAUCCUGAAGAUUAGCUCUGCCCAAGGUCGGUCCAAGGCCUUUAACACUUGUGCUUCUCACCUGAUGGCUGUGACUCUAUUCUAUGGCUCCGGCCUCUUUGUUUACCUGCGUUCCAGCUCCAGUGACUCCUUCAGCCAUGACAAGGUGGCAUCUAUUUUCUAUACAAUGAUCAUCCCCAUGCUGAAUCCUUUGAUCUAUAGCCUGAGGAACAAAGAGAUCAAAGAAGCACUGAAGAGGUGGGAGAAGAGAGUACUUGCCUAAGAAGCGUUUGGUUCUAGAGUGUUGGACAGGCUGGGAUACUGCUACCUUGGGCUUAGAGGGCUGUGUAUAGGAAAUGGAAUCACAGUUGUUACAGCCACAUUUCACACUGCUGGCCACUAGGCUGAUACUGGUCCACCAUAAAGAACAGGACUUCGGCAAUUCUGUACUCUUUCCAGUAGUUCCUUACCCAAAUACCAAAUGAUGCUCAAGGAAAAUGCCAAGCUCUUUUGUUCUCCAAGAGCUUCACACCUCUGUCUUCCAGCUCUGCCUGUUCUGUGGGUGGUAGUGUUGUUCACUCAUUUGUUAAAGGGACUGGUCUGUGUGAUUUUGUUUAAUUAGCCUCUUACAAUAGCUGAAGCUCCCAUACACUGGGAAAACUCUACUACCCUACUCUUGUAUGUAUUUCAGUAAGCCCUAAUCACUUGAAAAUGGAAUAAUGGAAUCAUGGGAUUAUAAUAGCAUAGAUUUGGAACGGAAAGAAACCUUUAAAGUUAACCAGUGCAACCUCUUUCUUUACAAAUGGAACAUCAAAUACUUGCCUAAGGUCACACAAGUAAUAAGUGUAAGAAUCCAGAUUUGAACCCAGGUCCUCCAUCUCCAAAUCCAUGGUUGUUUACAUUGAGCCAUAAGCAUGGUUCAACAGAAUAUAGUCUUUGUUCCU
Messenger RNA from Trichosurus vulpecula (common brushtail), 1698 nucleotides. RefSeq names its product olfactory receptor 1440-like. Lineage: Eukaryota; Metazoa; Chordata; Mammalia; Diprotodontia; Phalangeridae. Bases 102 to 1037 code for a protein of 311 amino acids. Gene Ontology annotation, biological process: G protein-coupled receptor signaling pathway; sensory perception of smell. Gene Ontology annotation, cellular component: membrane. Gene Ontology annotation, molecular function: olfactory receptor activity; G protein-coupled receptor activity; odorant binding. The record is from RefSeq and is a predicted model, not a curated record. The transcript has 2 exons.